Trachemys scripta elegans is the source of this 1892-nucleotide messenger RNA. RefSeq names its product lipopolysaccharide induced TNF factor (gene LITAF). Gene Ontology annotation, biological process: regulation of cytokine production. Bases 535 to 993 code for a protein of 152 amino acids. The record is from RefSeq and is a predicted model, not a curated record. NCBI's taxonomy places the organism in Eukaryota, Metazoa, Chordata, Testudines, Emydidae. Gene Ontology annotation, molecular function: zinc ion binding. The transcript has 6 exons.
CCGGGAAGAAGGGGCGGGGGCGAGGAGCGGCCCGGGAGGGUGUAGCUUUGUCUCCGCCAGUCCAGGCGCAGGGAAGACGCAAACUCGGGCCGGGAGCGCAGCGGGUCCAGCUCAGCCCGGGCAGCAGGCGGCCCCCAGUCCCCGCGCAGGAGUCUAUUGCCUUUCACCACCACUUUGGCUAUCUGAAUCAUUAUAUGGAAAGAGCUUUUUUUGAGGACUUGGAGACAGGACUCCCAGUUCUAUUUCUACCUUUGCCACCCAUUCAUCACUGAGCCUGCUUAUUUCUUUCAGCUUCGAAUAUAGACAAGACUCCUGAAAGACUCAAGCAGGAAGAGCAGCUUCUGUUUAUGUACCUCAAGCCCCAGUAAUGGGCAACAAUAAACAGAAUAAGAACAUAACACUUAAGUGGCAUUGACGCACAUUUACAAAUGAAGGAAGAGCGGUUCCUGAGAAACUCCAUAUAAGAACACUUAUUCUGGAAUAAGGGGGUCUUGUUCCUGUUCAACUUAACCCACAAAUUUUGUUUUAGACACAAUGUCUGCUCCAGCAUCCCAUCUGCCAGCUCCCAGUGGCUACCCAAUCCCAUCAGCACCCCCUACAUAUGAAGAGACAACAGGAAUAAACACUUACCCUCCUUACCCUGCCCCGGAAUCUGGGUAUGGACCGAACAUGAAGAGUAUGAAUCCUCCUCCGUAUCCUUCACAACCUGUUCCAGCUUCUAAUCCAAUUACAGUUCAGACUGUGUACGUGCAGCAGCCAGUAACAUUUUAUGAUCGCCCAGUUCAGAUGUGCUGCCCCUCCUGUAACAAGAUGAUAGUGACACGUCUCUCGCACACUUCAGGAGCACUGACCUGGCUGUCAUGUGGCAGCCUCUGCCUGCUGGGGUGCGUAGCUGGUUGCUGUUUCAUUCCCUUCUGUAUUGAUGCCCUCCAGGAUGUGGAUCACUAUUGUCCAAGCUGCCAAGCCCUCCUUGGUACCUACAAGCGUUUGUAGGCGAUAUCAAAUAUUGAGUGAAGAUGGAUGUCCAAAAUCGUUCAGCACCUUUUCAAGCUUUUUCUGAACUUCAUGAAGAUCUCUGUGCAUUGUCAUUGCGAAUGGAUCAAGAUUUAUCUCACUGUUGUUUUAAUAGUAAGAAUCUGCUUAGGGGGACUCAGGAUUGGUAAGGGGAUCUAUAGUCUGUCACUUCACAGGCCACUUAGUCAAGCUGGUAGUGACCAAAUGUUGUCCCUCUAUGGUUUAUGCAAAAUAGCUGAUGGUGUGGGUCCGGUUAAUAUUAGAAAGCUCCCCGUGUGGAUUGGCACCUGUGUCACAGAGACCAAGGUCUGAACUUGCACGCAGGCAAACUUACCUUCUUACGCCUAGAAGUGAUGCCUCUGGAAAAGUAUUGAAGGAGGUUGGCAGGGGACUGCCUGUGAUGGUCCUAUUCUGUGGCUAAAAAGGACUUCUGGUCUCCAGUGUAGUCAGUCUGAUACCUUUUACAUGCACUAAAAUUCACUUUAAAUUUGUUUUUAAAUAUUGCCUUUAAAAGAAACAGAACCAAAAAUAGCCUGAAGUUUGGCUUUUCCCUUAGGCUGCUUUACCAAAUCCAGCCCACUCAGGCUACCAUGUUGGAUGGCUUCUCAACAUGGUCUCCCAGUUUCCUUGCUGUUUGUGAGUUCAGUCAGACCUUUAACACUGCACAGAGUGGUUUUUUUGUGCAGGAUUUUUUUAUAAAUAUAUGUAUGUGUAUUUUUUUUUUUUUUUUUUUUUUUUUUUUUUUACUGCUGAGUUCUAAAUCUGUGAAAAUAGCUUUCUAAUGGAAAUGCUGAUAGAGCCAUGGCUCUAUCAGUGUUGUCUUUCCUAUAAUAUAAUUACAUGAGCCAAAUGGUAAAUCCUUAAAAAAACAAAAAAAC